Molecule: messenger RNA, 504 nt
Organism: Cladophialophora yegresii CBS 114405
Lineage: Eukaryota; Fungi; Ascomycota; Eurotiomycetes; Chaetothyriales; Herpotrichiellaceae
Exons: 2
Coding region: 1-504 (167 amino acids)
Source: RefSeq, a predicted model, not a curated record
AUGUCAACCCAAGCAGAGGUACAAGCCAACACAGUCCAGCGCUUCAUUGACGGUUGGAGGAAAUACACGCCCGAAGCAUUCCUCGCCACCUGGUCCAGCGACUGCACGCAGCAGACUUUACCAUUCGCCUCCGGCACACCAGUCCGCACUCGCCAGCAUGUCGAGCACUUAUUCCCUAUCCUCAUGACGGUCAUGACCGAGUUUGAACUUACCAUCCAUAACGUCGUCCAUGACGUCCCUCAGGGACAGUCAGUCAUCUACGCGCUCACCAAGGCACAGUUGCCGUUCGGACCGUACCGCAAUGAGCAUGCUCUGUUCCUGUGGUUCAAUGAGAGCCGCACCGAGAUUGUGAAGAUCGAGGAGAUGUUCGAUGCGGUUGUCAUGAAGGAGGUGUUACCCAAGCUUGAUCAGUAUAUAGCUCAGCAGAGGGCAGAGGUGGCGGAAGCUCGAGGGCUACCGCUAGAAGCGCAGAAGCCGGCGGUCGCUACGUUUGUGAACCAUUGA